AUCUGUUGACUGUCGAGCAUUCAAGGAGAGGAGGAGGAGGAGGAGGAGGAAAUUACUCUUCCAUCCCAUGGUGAUGGUGCAAAGAACUGUGUUGAAGGUUGAUAUUUCAUGCCACAAAUGCAAGACGAAGCUCCUCAAAGCUGUGGCUGGCUUGCAAGGGGUAGAUAAAAUAGAAGUUGAUGAAGCGAAGGGAACUUUGACUGUAACUGGCGACGCAGAUCCGUACGAGAUAAUUGUACGGACCAAGAAGGCUGGCAAAUUUGCCGAUGUGGUGAGUAUUGGGCCUCCCCCACCUCCCCCGAAGCCUCAAGACGACCCAAAGAAGCCCGAGCAGGACAAGAAACCCGAACAAAAGAAGCCUGAUCAGAAGGCCCAGCCCCAAGUCCAAUCUCUAUCCCAACCCCAGGCCCAGCCCUACUUUCACAAUCCCCAUUCCUGCCCAGUUUGCGAGGGCGUCCAUGCGGACCGCUGGGACGACCCCAGUCCGUCCUGCUCCAUCUUGUAG
Diospyros lotus (date-plum) is the source of this 505-nucleotide messenger RNA. RefSeq names its product heavy metal-associated isoprenylated plant protein 43-like. The transcript has 2 exons. Gene Ontology annotation, molecular function: metal ion binding. The coding region runs from base 68 to 505 and encodes 145 amino acids. The record is from RefSeq and is a predicted model, not a curated record. NCBI's taxonomy places the organism in Eukaryota, Viridiplantae, Streptophyta, Magnoliopsida, Ericales, Ebenaceae.